Molecule: messenger RNA, 6866 nt
Organism: Salvelinus fontinalis (brook trout)
Lineage: Eukaryota; Metazoa; Chordata; Actinopteri; Salmoniformes; Salmonidae
Exons: 11
Coding region: 1-1476 (491 amino acids)
Source: RefSeq, a predicted model, not a curated record
AUGUUUGUUUACAUCCUGAGCCCCAGAUUCCUCGUCCCGCCGCGUCGACGUCACCACUUCGGCCCGCCCACCAGAAUCCGCGCGAAACACAGUCGACGAGGCGCUCAUGCCCGCUUCAGCCGCCAUCACUCUAGCGUCCUCCCUCAAGCGGCCUCUGCGCUCCGACGCCCUGGCGAUCUCCUCAGCCAGAACCUCCGACGUCCAUUCACACAUGGCUACGUGGUGCCCGACCUGCACAAGCGUCUGUCCCACGGGCGUCAGCUGAAGAUCUACCUCCCGAAGAGUGCUGAGAAGCUGGAGUUCACCCCUGCUGCAGAGCCCCUGAAGACAUACCAGUACUGGGACCGUGGAUCCCGGUCCACUAGGGGAAAAGUGUCUGGGACAGGAGCCGACAGGAGCUGGUAUCUGGACCAAGUGACUUACAAUGACCAGGGGACCUAUGUCCAGAGAGACUACUGGAACAAGGAGAUCUCCUCGCUCAAAGUGGCUGUGACCACCAGGCGCGAGUACACAAAGUGCGUGGCGGGCGAGGAACUCCACAUCUCAUUGGAGGGCAUCAACCAGGCCGACGCCACGCUCUCCUUCUCAGGCGCCAACGUCAACGUCACCCUGGUGGAUGAUGGGGCAGUGGUGGCCCAGGACCUCCCGGACUACUGGAACCGGGUCAAGUCCCUUUCCACCAAGAUCAGCAUCCAGAAGGUCAACGCCUCGGACGUGGGANAGUCCCUUUCCACCAAGAUCAGCAUCCAGAAGGUCAACGCCUCGGACGUGGGCCACUACACGCUGAAGGACACGAGAGACCGGGUGGUCUCCAUCGUCAGGAUGGAACUCACAGACAAACAUGAGAAUGAAGCAGGCAACCCCCUCAUGGCCCUCCUCCUCCUGCUUGGUAUCCCCGCCAGUAUCUGCUUCUGUUGCCGGAAGAGGAUCUUCAAGAACAAAUCCCCCGACACCACCGCCAUCCAACUGGACAACCCCGAGACUCUGCACCCCCCUCCCGGCUACAACACGCCCGGAGGAGGGGUGUCCCCUGGACCUGGUGUCCCGACGUUCUAUCAUGGCCCAGGCCCAGAUCCUAACAUGGGAGGUUACCCUCAGGCUUACCCUCCCCCCAACCCUGGGAUGCCAGGCCAGCCUCAAUGGACCGGACCCCCACCUCAACCAGGCUUCAACCCAGGCUACCCCCCCCAGGACCCUAUGUACCCCCCUGCCCAGCCCCCACAGUGGAAUGGCCCACCACCCAACCAGCCACAGUACAACCCUGGUGUUCCUCCGAUGGGGUAUGCGCCGGUGAUGUACAGCGCCCCCUCAGGGAAGGAGGAGAUAAAGAUGGAGAACAUGUCUCCUGCUGAUCCCCUCCUUGCCCAUCCACCACCCCAGGUCCCCCCGCCCGCCUCUGAAGCUCUGCACUCCACAGACGGAGCCUUCCAGGUCAACAUUGACACAGGGAAAAACGCCCGCACCAACUUCCUGUAGAACGCCUGUCGUCGGUCCAAUCGGGAGCGGCCUUAGUAAUGUUUCCACAGCUCCGUCCCGAAUACAGUGCAAUGGCUUCCUUUCUCCUCUCCUUGACUGUGACCACUUCUAUAACGGGGUAGGGAUAGGAGUGGAAGCAGUAUGUUGUAGAUGUAGCUGUGACCUAGACAUUGCCCCUCAGUUCCCCUAUCCAGCCUUUUCUGGUGAGUGUUGUACUGUUUUCUGACAUAGGACAUAUUAUUAUACCUUUUUAAAAAGGCAUAUUUAGAUGACCCCUGUUAAACCAUGGGGCCUGUUUGCCAUUCAAAUUAGGGAGGUGUUAAACAAUGGAAGUGUUAAUGAAUUUCCCUGCAAAAAAACAGGUUUCAUUACUAGGUCUCGGUGGUUUUUAAAUGUACCCAUGUUUUUUUUUUUACUCCCUACCCCUUUCACAUAUACAAAAAAGAAAGUAACCAAAUGUAAAAAGAAGGGUUUUUGUCUCUGUGUAAAUGGGAUAUUAGUAAAGGAAAGGAGAUUAUUUAAAAGGACUAUUUCCUGUAUAGCUGUGAUGAAGUCAUUCAAAAUGUCUGGGGGGGAAAAAACUUGUCUGAAACCGAAUCAGAGGCCAUGAUCCCUACCCUUCUCCAGAAGUGUGCGCUGACUCACUCCCUCUCAAGCAUUUAAGCAUUGGAUUAGUGCAAAAAAUGGCUUGAGGGAGUUUCCACCAUAUUCCCAGUCCAUUUAUUUUUUAGAAGUGGAGUGGACAAGAGAUUUGGAAUGUAGCCAGUGUGUAGCCCAUAGAGAAUGAGAGGCCGCUAGUGGCCAAAAGGCAGUAUUGGCAUGGGCAGCGCCAUUGAGGGCUUCCACCAAUUUAAUGUAUGGCAUCUAUCAAACACUGGUUGUGUUCCUCUGCUGAGACGUUGCAUGCAUCAACCAAUGGUUGCGUGCCACGUCAUCGAUUGUGCCGUCGUGCACAGUCGAUAACAUGUGGUUAGCUGAUAAGUAAAAUAGCUAUCCAAGAGCUGUAAGAUCUGGCAUUCGUCAGCAAUGUCUGAGGAGAGGAACACAACCGAUAACUGCCUUUCAGGGUUCUACUGGAACCAAAAAGGGUUCUACCUGGAACCAAAAAUAGAGACAGCCGAAGAACCUUUUUGGAAAUGUUUUUCUAAGUGUAUCAUAAUCCAAUCAGAACCCACAUCACUCCUAAUCAUGCAAUCAGAAGGCGCUAGGACAACUCAUCAUCCACUCAGGGUAGACCAAGUAAAGCUCUCCGCCAGUCAGGUAGUUACUUCCUGUUGUGUAUAUUUAAACAGUUGUGGGUGUGUGUGUAUAUAUAUAUGCAAAUACAAUCAGAAAUGCCUUUACUUGCCAAACGUAUAGCCGUUUGUCAUUAUAUGCAUGGUGCAUCAUUUUAGUUCUACAUAUGAAACUACUGUCAUUUCAACAGUAGAGUCAAAUAACUGUUUAGGCAGCUUAUUAAUACACUGGGAGGGCGCUAUUUUAUUAAGAUGUUAUACAUCGUCUGCAUCCCCCUCAAAAGUAGUGUACUAUAGGGUGCCAUUUGCAACACAUGUCUUGGUUUAAAAGAAGGCACAUUUUGGUAUUUAAAUAUAAAAUCCUAUUAUCGUAUUUAAUGUAUUUUAAAUAAUGAAGCACUCCUGAAGGUUUUACAGGCAGUGGGCGCGUUCGAGCGGAUCACUUUUGUCAAGUCGGUGGCCAUCGCUGGUCACCACCUUUUCAAAGUGUGAUGCAUUAUGGGGAUAAAAAUGAUCCCACAUAUGAACUUGACAAAAACCAUGUGGUCAAAGGUCAUGAAGUUGACUGCAAGUUUCUGCAGUUGCUCUUCGCCAACUUCAGCCUGCAGCCAUCACCUGCAUUGUGGAGGCUCUAUUGUCAACCAAUCAUUAGGGUGUUUUUGUUUGACCCACACGAACGUGACCAAAGACAUGACUGAAACAGGAACCAACUUUGCCUUGAUUUAUGUAUACAGUGGAUAUAUACAGAAUGAAUGUGACACGAGUGUCUCUCUCAUUGUUUGUACAAAGUACACACAUGAUUUCAAAUUAUGAUUGUGUGAUAUGGGAGUUGGAAACAUGAUUGUUUUAACGUUUAUAAAGAAAUACUUUUAUAACAACGGCAACACUGCUAUGUUCAUCUGAGAUUUGUUGUAAAACCACGUGUCCAACUUUAGGCGGUCGCAGUUGCUCCUCCCCCAAUUUCAACUCCUCGAAUUUCAUCUCGUCGUUUGCUUAAGCCUUACCACGCAAACGCAUCCAGUGCCUUCAUCUCCUCUGUCAAGGGGAGAUUGUCCUGGGGUGUAUUCAUAAGUGCACAAUGCAAACAGUAGAAAAACUUUCUGCAAUGGAAACAAGCAUUUCUUUUUGGGGGACAAAUUCAGUUAGUCCCUACCCGUUACAACCUGGUUGCUUCCUUUAGGUUCCUAAUGAGUGUACAAUCUAGAAGAAAAUUGCCACCUUAUAUACUUUGUAGAAGUUACAAAACCUCCAGGGCGCCCUAUUGUAGCGGGCAUUGAUGCAGUAACAGCCCCUCUGUUUACUUUUUUAUUAGACCACUCGCCGAACAGCUCCCCUAGAGGACACCAGCAGUAUGAUCUCUAUUAUUGAAUCUCUUGAUCCUCUCCCUGAGAAUACCUUGUUAGUUACUUUUGAUGUUGAGUCGUUAUACACGAAUAUUCCACACGAGCAGUAUUGAAGCUAUGGAACAUUUCCUUCUGCAACAUGACCCUAAUGAACUACCUUCCAGUGCCUGCAUUAUAACAUUGGCUAAAAUAGUACUCACUCACACAACUAUUUCAUGUUUCUAAAUUAUUUCUUUAUUCAGACGAAGGGUACUGCUAUGGGAUCCCCAAGGCUCCUAAUUAUGCUAAUUUGUAUGUGGGUUACAUGGAGGAACGGUCUAUUUUCAGUCCUCUCAAAUGUUUUCUUGCCUAACAUUAUUUGGAAACGGUAUAUUGAUAUUUUUGUUCUAUGGAGGGGUGAUGCAAAACAGCUCCAGGCAUUCCAUGCUUUUCUUAACUCCUGUUCUGAACAUUUGAGAUUUACUAUGCAAUCUGAUACACGUCAAAUCAGUUCUCUUGAUCUAAUGUUCUAUACACUGAUCUUUACAGGAAACCUACUGAUCGUAACAGUUUGAGGGCUGAUAGUUGUCACCCACUUCUCUUGAAAAAUAGUUUGCCCUACAGCAAAUUCUGUCGAAUCAAAAGAAUUUGCAAAAAACAAUCAGAUUUCGACAGAAAUAUGGCCGAGUCGCAAAGAAAAUUCAAGGAGAGGGGGUACAAAAAUGAUCAGAUUAAUUUUGCCAUUGAGCAAAUUCAAAACAAAACAUUUUUUUCAAGGUCAGUCUCGCAAAAAUACGCAUUUUUGCGUUCUAACUACCCGCUAUUCAAAGUGCUCUGAACAAAUUAAGGAAAUCGUUCAAACAUUGGCACAUUCUAAAAUCCGAUGACAAUCUCGGUCAUGUGUUUUCGGACCUUCCCUUGGUCGUAUUCUCGCCGGGCAGAAAUCUCAGAGACCAAUUGGUACACUGAUUUACCACCCCAAGAUAUUCCCGACCAACGUCUAUUUGCGCCCCCUACUGAAUAUAAAUUACAAAUGUAAUGGCUGUGCUCAAUGCAAUGGCACUUAUAAAUGUAGACCCUUCUGUAAUAUUUGUGUUGUGGAGAAAUGACCAGACAGGAGACAGGAGUACAGUCAGAUUUUGAGGAGGGCAUAUGAGGUAUGCGGUCAGCUGUAGGGCUGGCUCAGGGAAGAGGACGCCCCUGCCUUGCAUAGUCCCGUGGGAAAUCUUAAUUGGGCACGGAACACAAGCUAAGGCUUGAUCACCCUUUAGCUGGCCACCUUUGAGGGUGUUUAGUGAUUAAAGGCCGAAACACCCACUGAUUCGAAGGCACACUACUGAGGAUGUGUCCCAAAAUUGACAUCUUAACCCAGUCUAAGAAAUAAACCUCCCAUGCCACUCUGUCAACAUCACGGCAAAUCUCAUGUGAGUGCAUACCAUCUAUUGGCACAAUGGACAGUUUUAACAUCUCAUCCCGUGUUUUAUGAUUCGUUUAGUCAAAACCUCGUGCUCUACAGUUCCCGGCACAAUAGUGCGCAUGUGCAGUUCCUAUUAUGUGUAGUAACGUAACAAUGCCGUAAUACAUCACUGCCUAGUAACAGCAUAGUAACUAAUAUAAACAGAUGUAGAUCCCAGAUACUACACCUUCAAAAACCUACAAACAGGGACAUCGAUCCCCAUCAAAGGUAGGUAUUUAUCUUAUAACUUGUCCUUGUGGUAAAAAUUGUGGGUAAAACAAAGCGCAAAUUAAAAGUACGUAUCUCAGAUCGUCGUAGCACCAUUAGUUGCAAAAACUUGGCUUACCCAGUUGCGGCCCACUUUUUGGAAGCAAACCACUCGAUUUCGUCUCUGCAUUAUAUUGGCAUUGAACAUGUCACCCUCCCUAGGAGAGCGGGUGACCUUGAUCACCUUGAUCAUUUAUUGUUAAAACGAGAGGCUGCCUGGAUCUUUAUUUUAAAGACCCUUGCUCCCUUUGGUCUCAACGUAGACUUUGAUCUGAAGCCAUUCUUGUGAUUGUGACUUUGCCAUUGUAAUUGGUUGUAAGCUUGUGUAGUCUAAAAUGAAUCUAUGACCAUAUGCUAUCCAUUUGUUUUUUUGUAUGGUGUUCUUUGUAUGCCAUUUUUUUUUGAGAAUUAACCAAUGAUAUUUAUCCAUGAUUAGACAUCUGUGUCUUUUGACACUAUAAACGAGUCAUACCGCAGUGUUUGUGAUUAUACCCUGAUGAAGACAGCUUGGCUGUCAACGUUGGACAUUACAUUUUUGCAUCUGAGCUCCUAGAGUGUGCGGCUCUCCUUUUGCUUUCAAGUUUCCUAAUGAAUGUACCCCUGGUCAGCUCAAGGGGACAGGAAAAAUAAUUUUACAUGAUUAGAUUCAGGGACAGGUCAUUUCCUAACCAUGUAACCAGAACAGGAAAAACUCCUGGCCCUAGUUGGUCAAGGGGAUAAUCUCAAUUGGAGAAGGUCAGAUGCCGCUUGAUCACGCUUAAACUUUGAGUCACUUUUAAAACGUUCUUCCAGAACUGCUUUUCUCACCAACUGUCUCAUCCCCCUACACGCACAUGCUUUAAAAGGAAUGGACAGAUCUCAAAUGUAGGUAAUAGGAAGUGUGUAUCCGUUUGUUUUAUGAGAACUUAUUUGUGUUGUAUGCCACCAUAACUGGAAAGGAGUGAGAAUGAAAGGUGAUCAGUGUAGACAUAAAGAAAACAUGAUUUCCAACGCCAUAUCAUUAGACAUUAUGGAAUGUUUAGUGUUUCUAUUCUACGAAUAUCAAAAGCAUUUAUAGUAGAAUAGUCUGUAGGACAUGCCUAUAUCCACCUCAAUAAACAGAAAAGACCA